Messenger RNA from Exophiala mesophila, 2861 nucleotides. RefSeq lists its product as uncharacterized. Bases 369 to 2474 code for a protein of 701 amino acids. The record is from RefSeq and is a predicted model, not a curated record. NCBI's taxonomy places the organism in Eukaryota, Fungi, Ascomycota, Eurotiomycetes, Chaetothyriales, Herpotrichiellaceae. The transcript has 3 exons.
CGCUUCCCUCGUUUUGUGUUUUGUUGUUCUAUUCGAUCGCUUAUAUCCCUGGGCUCCUCUGCUUCAUCCUUGUCCGAACAGAGAAUCCUUGACUUCGACUCACUCGCUUCGUCGACUUGGACUCGUUCUAAACUUUGGUACCAGUCGUUAUCCUAUAACUCCGUCCGUCUAUCCGAUAUCUAGAUAUACAUGACGGUGACACUCCCGCCCUCGCUCCUCCGACACUUGUCAUACUAUACUACUCCCCAUUUGCAUGCUUCCCUUGGAUCUGUCAAGGACUUCUCUGACCUUUAGUCGUUCGCUUGGACCGGUUGGACUUGUCGCUGUCUGCCCAACGUAGCACUGAUCCUUCCCUCUCCGUCACUCACAUGAACAUUCGUCGUCUCACCAUCAGCAGUACCCGGAGCGAGAUGGGCCUGCUAGACGAACCUCAAGAGCCCGGCACCCCACCCCCCGUCUGGACACCUGCCACAACCGAGUUCUGGAAGAAACCUUCAAAAUGGCAGAUAUGUAUGCCGAGAUUGACCCUGGUCGCAAAGCUGGUGGUCACCACCAUGGCUUUCGUCGUCCUGGUCAAAGCUAUAGGUCAGGGCCCAGUACAGUCGUCCAAACCUCCUCCGCCACCACCCAAGCAACCUACAAAUGCCGAAAUGAAAGAAAUGGCAGAUAGCAUCAGUUGGACGUGGAAAGAUUACCCUCAACAUGACGGCCUAACCCGGGGUACCUCACAUUUGGAUGGUUGCAAAGCUGGUCAAACAGAUUGUAUCCGCAAAACUCCACACCUUGUCCGCUACGAUGGUCUGAAGAAUUUCCAAGAAUCUCCCGAGGACAUUCUCUCGUGUAUUGGCCCCAGAGGGCUUCAGCUCAACGAAAGCGACGAAGACGCCAUUUGGGCUUACCCUGGUCGUGCGGCAGGUGCCGUCGAGCCAAGCUUGGGCUCAUACAAAGCUGCUGGAUUGGAUGGUGAUGUCUCGUUUGACCGCAUCGGCCGCUUCAAGGCCUAUGGAUUAGACCAGUUCGACGCGACCGAUGAAGACGAGUUGAAAAAGAAGUCCGGAGACGUUGAUUUCGAUACUGUCGACUGGGGCGAACUGCAAGAGUCCUGUGCUGUCCUCAACAAGAAUCGAUUCAAGCCUCUCAAAGAGCGGCCUUCCAACUCGAUUCAGUACUCGAAUUUGCGUCACAAGCAUGACCAGCCCUCUCCCAAGAGCCCGUCAUCUACCCUGGAUCUGAGCUCAAAGACUAAACGAACCGCUAUUUUGAUUCGAGUCUGGACUGGUGCCAAAUGGACCGCCGACGCAGUCAUGAACAUUCGAUCAAUGGUAGCCGAGGCCUCUUUGGCCAGCGGCGGUAAAUACCAAGUCUUCCUUUUGCUUCACGUCAAGGAUGAAUCUGUACCUUUGUUUGUCGGCGAGAAUCAGCCACAGGCAACCAUCGACAAAUACAUUCCUCCCGAAUUCCGCUCCAUGACUGAAGUGUGGAAUCACGCGCAAAUUCGGAGCUUGUAUUCUAACCUUGCACAACAUGCGUUUGUGGGACGAUCACCUUGGAUGAUCGUCCAAUGGUUCGCACGGAAUCAUCCAGAAUUCGACUUUUUCUACCAAUGGGAGUUCGACGUUCGUUAUACCGGCCACUACCUCGACUUCUUCGAGGGCGUCUCCAACUUUGGUCGCAAUCAGCCCCGCAAAGGAAUCUGGGAACGUGCUGGUAGAGUCUACAUCCCAGAGGUCCAUGGCGACUUUGACACCCAGUUCCGACAGCGCACCCGUCAAGAAGACCCUCAUCAUGUCUGGGGGCCCGUCUCAGUGGAAGGCGUCAAACCUCGCGGUCCCAAACCACCCGUGCGCGAGUCCGAGGAUAACUACCAAUGGGGUGUGGGAGAGGAUGCCGAUUGGAUCGGCUUCUUGCCCAGCUUCAACGUCACUGGGACUAACUGGUGGUUCAAAGAUUAUCUCUGGGGCUAUGCUCAAGGCCAUUCGACCCCUCGCAGGGCGACUUUAGUUGCCCAAGGCCGAGUCAGUCGUCGAGUCCUCGAUAUCAUGAACUAUGAGAACGCGGAGAACGGGCAUCACAUCGACGCUGAAAUGUUCCCGCAAACAAUGUGUCUUCACCAUGGAUUGAAGUCCACCACGUACCCACACCCUAUCUUUGCCGAUCGACACUGGCCAGCUCAAGGUCUGCAGAAGACCUUUAAUGGAGGGCCUUUCGGUCAGGCAGGAGGCCAUUGGAACAGCACCUUCAGUAAAUGGAAUGAGCACGCUUGGACCAACAUGACGUGGUACUAUAGCUCUGCUCAAGCUAUGCCUAUCUACCAACGAUUCCUCGGCGUCACAGCACACGAGAGCGGCGGUCAAGAAUGGGAAGACGCAUAUGGCCGGACGGUUGUUCGGCCAAUGCUGCUUCACCCUGUUAAGGGCGCUAAGUCGUGGCUCUGGACCGAUGGAGAGUGGCUCCAGACCAAAGGAGGGACAUGAUCCUCACCCCCAUUUCCAUCUGGCACGCAGAGCGUGCCUUGAGAUUUUACAUGCAUUAGCCCAGGAGUUUGGAGUGUGGCAUACGAUUUGAUUGAUGAUUACCACAGGAGGGACCUCGUAUAUAUGAGAUCAAAGGUCUUUUUUGCAAUGAUGGAUGAAAGACUGGGAGUUGCAACCCUGCCAGAUGAGAUAUUGACACAUACACGAAGAGAUGAGAGGUUUGGUUGCACAGUUUGCACCAGUCGGUGGUGCCCAGGAGGAUCACCUGAACAUAUUGAUGAACAGGGAUCACAGCACAGCGGUCCAAGUUGAACGUACUGUAUAUAGAGAUAGAGUAGCUAGCCGAGAGGCGGCGUAAAUACAUAAUAAUUGUAAUCGACCAGUGGA